AUGCAGUGCAGUUGGGUUGUGCUGUUGUUGCUCUCUGGGUCGCUGACGCUGCUGGCCAAGCUCAGUCACAGUCCGUGCAACGAAUCCGACGUGGCGAUAGCGCUCUCGCAGAUCAUCAAUGGCCUGCAGCCACGUCAAUUAGCCAUAUUGGCAUUGCCCAGCUCGCGGCUACUUAGUGGGGAUUGCGAGAAUGAUGACACCAUCCAAGUGGAUGACUUUAUACAGAGACUGCAUGAGCUAUACUACAAGUCUGUCAUAUUUUACGACACGGAGCUCUUCUUUGACUACAUUGAUGCCAAUCUGUUGGGCGCCAUCGAGUGCGUCAAUUUAAUAUUCCACGAACCGGAUGAGCUAUCGGCACGCAUACAGGAGCGGCGACUGGCCCAUCGGCUCAGUCUCUUCAUCUUCUAUUGGGGCGCCAGGCAGCCGCCAAAUGCGACGCGCCUCAGCUUCGAGGAGCCGAUGCGAGCGGUGGUCAUCACACGACCGCGUCACAAGGCAUUUCGCAUCUAUUACAAUCAGGCGGUGCCCACGGGUACCAGCCAGCUCCGCUUGGUCAACUGGUACGAUGGCGACAAUCUGGGCCUGCAAAAGACCCCGCUCCUGCCCAGCGCCGCUGCAGUCUAUGCGAAUUUUGAAAGUCGCGUUUUUCGUGUGCCUGUUUUUCACUCACCACCCUGGUUCUGGGUUAGCUACAACAACGACAGCAACAUUAGCAGCAGCAGUGAGGAGCCGUUGGAGGAGUACGAGAAUAUCGAGUACAAUGAAGUGAAUGUCACCGGCGGAAGAGAUCAUCGAUUGCUGAUGCUCCUGGCACAACAUAUGAACUUUCAGUUUGCCUACAUUGAGGCGCCGGGCAGAACCCAAGGAUCACUGCGUGCCAUGGAUGACAAUGGCGAGCUAAAUGAUAGCUUUACCGGUGGAAUAGGCAUGCUCCAGAGUGGCUUGGCCGACUUCUUUCUGGGUGAUGUUGGCCUCAGCUGGGAACGGCGCAAGGCAAUUGAAUUCUCAUUCUUUACGCUCGCCGACUCUGGUGCCUUUGCAACACAUGCGCCGAGACGCCUCAACGAGGCCCUGGCCAUUAUGCGUCCCUUUAAGCUGGACAUAUGGCCAUAUCUCAUCCUGACUAUUGUGUUCUCUGGCCCGAUAUUCUAUGGCAUCAUUGCCAUGCCCUACAAGUGGCGCAGCCGUCGCAUCGCCUUCGAUGUGGAGCACAUGGGCGAUCUGUGCAUCUAUAUGGCCUACAUCAAAGAGAUCACGCCCUGUGUGCUUAAGGUCAAGCGCUUGAGACGACCUCAACCAUCGGCACAGAUGCCGCCACAGCUUUUCCAGCGUUGCAUUUGGUUUACACUGCGCUUGUUCCUCAAGCAAUCAUGCCAUGAACUGUACCACGACUAUCGCGCCAAGUUCUUGACUAUUGUGUAUUGGAUCGCUGCCACCUAUGUGCUGGCCGAUGUCUACUCCGCCCAGCUGACCUCACAGUUUGCACGACCGGCACAUGAGGCACCGAUUAACACCUUGCAGCGUCUGCAGUCGGCCAUGUUGAGGGAUGGCUAUCGUUUGUACGUGGAAAAGGAGAGCAGCUCCUUGGAAAUGCUCGAGAAUGGCACUGAGCUGUUUCGGCAACUAUACGCCCUGAUGCGACAACAGCAGCCGGAUGAUCCACGCGCCUUUCUCAUUGACUCUGUGGAGGCGGGCAUUAAGCUGAUCACCGAUGGCCGGGAAAACAAGGCUGUGUUGGGCGGACGUGAGACCCUCUACUUCAAUAUACAGCAAUACGGCGCCAAGAACUUUCAGCUCAGUCAGAAGCUAUACACUCGCUAUUCCGCUGUGGCCGUGCAAAUCGGUUGCCCCUUCCUGGACAGUCUCAAUGAUGUCUUAAUGCAUUUGUUUGAGGGCGGCAUACUGGACAAGAUGACAACGGCUGAAUACGAGGCACAGUCUCGUAUGAUGACCAAGGAGCAGGCGCAGCAAUCGAAGGAGUUGGCUGCUGUGGAGAGUGCCCAAGCCAAUGCCAACACCAAGAGCAACGAGGCCAAGAACCAGCCACAGCACACACAGGACAAUGAGAUGAUUAGCGCUCUCAAUCUACGAAUGUUGCAAGGCGCCUUCAUCGCCCUCGGCGUGGGCUCGCUCACGGCAGCUCUAAUGCUCUUGCUGGAGCUCUUCUAUCGACGCCUGAAUCUGGCGCAGUCGCUGCGACGCUGCCGCCAACGUUGGCUGCGUCGCUGGCGACGCUUUAAGCGGAUGCUGCGUCACCUAACCGUGCGAAUCUUUGCUCUGAAUUGGGGUUGA
This is a messenger RNA of Drosophila grimshawi, 2295 nucleotides long. RefSeq names its product ionotropic receptor 40a (gene Ir40a). The transcript has 7 exons. Bases 1 to 2295 code for a protein of 764 amino acids. Gene Ontology annotation, cellular component: membrane. Gene Ontology annotation, molecular function: ligand-gated monoatomic ion channel activity. NCBI's taxonomy places the organism in Eukaryota, Metazoa, Arthropoda, Insecta, Diptera, Drosophilidae. The record is from RefSeq and is a predicted model, not a curated record.